CUCCCCACUUUUCUAGACUGUUCCACUACCAUAGCAUCUGUGGCCAUGGGGGAGAUGAGCGACAGCAUGUCUCUGAGCUCCGGCGACUUUCCGCCUCCACCAUCAUCGGCGAUCGAAGCUAAGAGAUCAGCGAAGAGAAGGAAAAGGAUCGUUUACGAAGACGAAGACGAAGACGAAGAAGAAGUAAACCAAGUUUCAUUGCCGCCGAACAGCAACGACGAAGAAUUAAACAACGACGACGACGGAGAUGAUGAAGAAGUUAGACAGGACACGAAGACAAUCGGAAAUGUCGUUAGGGUUUCUGGUGAAGGAGAAUCGAAAAGGAACCAUUUCAAAGGGUUCGAAGCUGAUGGCGUCUCUUACGAACUCGAAGAUACUGUUCUUGUAAGUCCGGAAGAACUUAACAUCUACAUGAAGCCCUCCGUAACUAUAAUUAAGGAUAUCAGUGAAACUGUAGAUGGGAGGAUUAUGGUGAAUGGGCGGAAAUUUUAUCGGCCGGAGUUUGCAGAAGAGGAAAACGGGGGAAAAUGGGAAUCGAGGGGAGAAAGAGAAUUAUUUUAUAGUUUUGAAGAGAUUGAGUUUGCAGCUGAAUCAGUUAUGCAUAAAUGUCGUGUGCAUUUUGUUCCACCAAACAAAACGAUCCCGAAUGUUCGAGAAUAUCCUGGUUUUUUUGUUGAGAAGGCUUACGAUGCAAAAUCAAAGAGACUGUGUGGGAUACUUGAUGUAGGGCAUGGAGAUAGUAGACAACUUGAACUUUUUGUGCUUGUUCAAAAAACAAUCGAUCGGAUCCCUAAUUGGCCUAUCAAGUCGUAAGUCACAUAUCUUACUUUCGGUUAAAUAGAAAUACUACAUGAAUAUAACUUUUUCAAUAUAGAUAUUGCGAAUAUAUUUGUAAUUCUAAAUUUUUCCCUCGACAUCUUUCAAAAAUUCAAUAUUUGUUUUAAAUUUUAUAUGCAAUCUAUGCGCAAA
Molecule: messenger RNA, 969 nt
Organism: Lactuca sativa (garden lettuce)
Lineage: Eukaryota; Viridiplantae; Streptophyta; Magnoliopsida; Asterales; Asteraceae
Product: protein REPRESSOR OF VERNALIZATION 1
Molecular function (GO): chromatin binding
Source: RefSeq, a predicted model, not a curated record